GAGCGCCGUCCUAGCCGGCCGCUCCUCCCCGUCUGCGGGCGCGCACCUCCCGGGCCCGUUCCGCCGCUGCCACCGCCGCCCCCCGCCGCAGCCGCUGCUCUCUGCCGCCGGGCGUUUCCUGCGCCUCUCCCUGGACGCCCCGCAGGUGGGUCUUCUUUGGUCACCCGACUCUGUGCCACACCCAGAACCCUGAGCCUCAGCAUCAUGCACGGCCGCCUGAAGGUGAAGACCACCGAGGAGCAAGCGGAGGCCAAGCGGGUGGAGCGCGAGCAGAAGCUGAAGCUGUACCGGGAGGCCACCGAGGCCAUCUUCCAGAAGCGACAGGAGGGCCACCUGGAUGAAUCGGUCUUGGAGCUAACCAGCCAAAUCCUGGGGGCGAACCCCGACUUUGCCACUCUGUGGAAUUGCCGACGGGAGGUGCUGAUGCAGCUGGAGACUCAGAAGUCCCCUGAGGAGUUUGCGACCCUAGUGGCAGCCGAACUAGGGUUUUUGGAGAGCUGCUUACGGGUGAACCCUAAGUCCUAUGGAACCUGGCAUCAUCGCUGCUGGCUACUUGGCCGCCUACCUGAACCCAACUGGACCCGUGAGCUGGAGCUGUGCGCCAAGUUUCUGGAAGCUGAUGAACGUAACUUUCAUUGCUGGGAUUACAGAAGGUUUGUGGCCCAAAAGGCACUUGUGCCCCCAGAAGAGGAGCUAGCUUUUACUGACAGCCUCAUUACUCGAAAUUUCUCCAACUACUCCUCCUGGCACUAUCGAUCUUGCCUCCUGCCCAAGCUACAGCCACUGCCAGAUUCGCAGCCACCAGGACGCCUUCCUGAAGAUAUUCUACUACGUGAGCUGGAGCUGGUACAGAAUGCCUUUUUCACAGAUCCCAAUGACCAGAGUGCCUGGUUCUACCACAGAUGGCUCCUGGGUCGAGCUGACCCUCAGGAUGCCAUUCGCUGCCUCCAUGUGAGCCGGAAUGAGGCUUGUUUGACUGUCUGUUUUUCUCGGCCCAUAAUUGUGGGCCCUGGCAUAGAGACCGUGAUGCUCUUGGUGGAUGAGUCUCCCCUUCCUGUGGAGUGGAGGACACCAGAUGGCAGAAACCGGCCCAACUAUGUCUGGCUGUGUGACCUGCCAUCUGACUCCCUUGAUGACCAGUCCUCUCAACAUUCAUUCUCCCUCAUGUGGGGUGAUGUCCAGAAGGACUGUGUGCUUUACAAAGGUCGAAAGGAAAGUUGGCACCGAGACUCUGCCACAGAUGAGCAGCUGUUCAGAACGGAGCUAUCAGUGGAGAAGUCAACUGUGUUACAGUCGGAGCUGGAGUCCUGUAAGGAGCUGCAGGACCUGGAACCGGACAACAAAUGGUGUCUGUUGACUAUCAUCCUGCUGAUGCGGGCACUGGAUCCGCUGGUGUAUGAGAAGGACACUCUGAAGUAUUUUCAGACCCUCAAGGUAGCGGACCCAAUGCGGGCUUCUUACUUGGAUGAUCUUCGAAGCAAGUUCUUGAUGGAGAACCACGUUCUCAAGAUGGAGUACGCUGAAGUGCGAGUGUUGGACCUAUCUUACAAGGAUUUGACUGUGCUCUGCCACCUGGAACAGCUGCUGUUGGUCACUCAUCUUAACCUCUCCCACAAUCUGCUCAGAAGUUUGCCUCCUGCCCUGGCUAUGCUGCGCUGCCUUGAGGUUUUGCAGGCAGAUGGAAAUGCCAUAGAGUCUGUGGAGGGUGUUGUUAAUCUGCCCAGACUACGGGAGCUCUCUCUGUGUGACAACCGCCUACAGCACGCCUCAGCCCUUCAGACUCUGGCCUCCUGUCCAAAGUUAUCCCUUCUCAGCCUGGAGCGCAACCCCCUCUGCCAGCUAGAGGCGGCUCCAGAGGAGCUGAGGGCUGUGCUGCCUGGUGUGGACAGAAUCCUGACCUAGGGGACUCUCCCGCUACAUACCCUGGGUACCCUUCCCACCCUUGACCUUUAAUUUAUUUGAACUGAAUAAAGGACAGAAAAGCCUCCAUGUGGGCUGA
Messenger RNA from Trichosurus vulpecula (common brushtail), 1999 nucleotides. RefSeq names its product Rab geranylgeranyltransferase subunit alpha (gene RABGGTA). Gene Ontology annotation, cellular component: cytoplasm; Rab-protein geranylgeranyltransferase complex. Bases 205 to 1902 code for a protein of 565 amino acids. The record is from RefSeq and is a predicted model, not a curated record. Gene Ontology annotation, biological process: protein geranylgeranylation. The transcript has 17 exons. Lineage: Eukaryota; Metazoa; Chordata; Mammalia; Diprotodontia; Phalangeridae. Gene Ontology annotation, molecular function: zinc ion binding; Rab geranylgeranyltransferase activity.